Molecule: messenger RNA, 5542 nt
Organism: Osmia lignaria (orchard mason bee)
Lineage: Eukaryota; Metazoa; Arthropoda; Insecta; Hymenoptera; Megachilidae
Gene: raptor
Product: regulatory associated protein of MTOR complex 1
Biological process (GO): regulation of autophagy; positive regulation of cell growth; TORC1 signaling
Cellular component (GO): cytoplasm; TORC1 complex
Molecular function (GO): protein-macromolecule adaptor activity; protein binding
Source: RefSeq, a predicted model, not a curated record
AAAGGUUGGGUAAGUCGUUAGAAGUGUAAAAUGGCGGCCGAUGAAAUAAAUUUACAAAAUUGUGUUCUGUUAAAAAACAUUUGCGCGUUAGCAGUUUGCUGAAUAUUGUCAGUUCACAGUUUGUAUUUACGUUUGUUGAACCUUCGUUUGCAACUGUUAACAACCGAAACGUGUGUGUUAUAAAAGUAUAAUAGAAAGUUUAUCUUAGUCACGGGCGUACAAUGUCAGUAAUUGCCUCAAAACCAUGCCACGAGGAAGAAAAUUCGAAAUUGACGGAGGAGGAUGAUUGGAGAAUGCAGAUGGCAUUCUGUAAGCUUAGGCAUACAGCGUCAAUCGAAGGUGUAAAUUGUAUUACACAAACAUGGAGAAUGAAAGAAAGGAUGAAAACCGUGAGCGUGGCUCUAGUUUUAUGUUUAAAUGUUGGCGUCGAUCCACCUGACAUUGUCAAGACACAACCAUGUGCGCGCCUCGAAUGUUGGAUCGAUCCUUUAUCAGUGAGUCCACAGAAAGCUUUAGAAACUAUAGGAUCUAAUUUACAAAAACAGUAUGAAAGAUGGCAGCCAAGAGCUCGUUAUAAACAAAGUUUAGAUCCUACAGUGGAGGAGGUAAAAAAAUUAUGCACCUCUUUAAGGAGAAAUGCAAAAGAAGAAAGAGUUUUGUUUCAUUAUAAUGGUCAUGGUGUUCCUAAGCCUACUAGUAAUGGUGAAAUAUGGGUAUUUAAUAGGACAUAUACACAAUAUAUUCCUUUGUCUGUAUAUGAUUUGCAAACAUGGAUGGGUGCACCUAGCAUCUAUGUAUAUGAUUGUUCUAAUGCAGGUAUUAUAGUGGAGUCUUUUCAACAAUUUGCAGAUCAACACGAAAAGGAAUAUGAGAUGGAAAAACAAGCAGUUCAGCAGAAUCGUGCCACUGGAGUGGUUGGUGCAACGGCACCGUCUUAUAAAAAUUGUAUUCAAUUGGCCGCGUGCGCAGCUAAUCAGAUUUUACCUAUGAAUCCAGAUCUACCGGCGGAUAUAUUUACGUCGUGUCUUACAACUCCAAUUAAGAUUGCGUUACGAUGGUUUGUGAUGCAAAAUACAUCCAAACUGGUACCAAAAAUUUCACUAGAUUUAAUAGACAAAAUCCCGGGACAGUUAACCGAUAGAAGAACAAUGUUAGGGGAACUUAAUUGGAUAUUUACAGCAAUUACCGACACAAUUGCAUGGAACACUUUGCCAAGAGAUUUAUUCCAAAGAUUAUUUAGACAAGAUUUAUUAGUCGCUAGUUUGUUUAGAAAUUUUCUACUUGCUGAAAGGAUACUUCGUUCGUACGACUGUACCCCUGUUUCUUGCCCAAAAUUACCACCUACUUAUCAGCAUCCUAUGUGGCAAGCAUGGGAUUUGGCACUUGAUCUCUGUUUAGCGCAAUUACCAUCUAUUCUUGAAAACGAAGAUCAAUUUGCGCAUUCGCCUUUCUUCGAAGAACAGCUUACAGCCUUUCAAGUAUGGCUUACGCUAGGUUCUAAAAAUCGUAACCCUCCAGAACAGCUGCCAAUAGUACUUCAAGUAUUGCUAAGUCAAGUUCAUAGAUUAAGAGCGUUAGAAUUAUUAGGAUGUUUCCUUGAUCUUGGUCCAUGGGCGGUGAACUUGGCUCUCAGCGUGGGCAUUUUCCCGUACGUUUUAAAAUUGCUUCAAAGCAACGCUAGAGAAUUACGCCCGUUACUUGUUUUUAUUUGGGCAAAAAUUCUUGCUGUUGACAGUACUUGCCAAGCAGAUCUUGUAAGAGAUGGCGGACACAAAUAUUUUUUAUCUGUUCUUCAGGAUACCUCCAUACCGAGCGAACAAAGAACAUUGGCGGCAUUUGUUCUAGCCAGUAUUGUAAAUGAUUAUAGACCAGGUCAGAUAGCUGCAAAUCAUGGUAGUCUCGUUUCGAUUUGUUUGGAGCAGCUUGGGGAUUCGAACGCUUUAUUAAGACAGUGGUUGUGUUUAUGUCUCGCGAGACUUUGGCACAAUUAUGAUAAAGCAAGGUGGUGCGGAGUCAGAGAUAUUGCUCACGAGAAACUAUUCACGUUAUUACAAGAUCCAGUUCCCGAGGUUCGAGCAGCUAGCGUUUACGCUUUGGGCACAUUUAUAAACAGCGUAACAACCCGCAGUGAACAUGCAAAUAACAUUGAUCAAAUUAUCGCGAUGACACUAAUUAAUACUGUCUCGCAUGACAUGAGUCCUUUAGUUAGAAAAGAAUUAGUAGUAGCGCUUCAAUGGAUGGUUUUGCAUUUUGAAAAUUCAUUCGUUACUUUAGCUUUGGCUGAAGAAAAUAGUCGAAAAGAUCUUGUAGUGGAAACAUUAUCUCCGUUUAGUGGAAUGAGACGUAUUAGUUCUAGAGACAGAUUAAAAAUGCUUUCUCCUAACAACGCGUACAGUGCAGACAGUACGGAUGGAUUCAGCCAAGAUCGCAUCAAGAGAGUCUCAUCCUCGUCGUCCAUUAGUAGUUUAGGACACAGUUCUCUUGGAAAUCUACCAAGUCUUUCUUAUGGUAGCAUAUAUAUGAAAUUGUGGCAUGGAUUAUGCAAUCUUGACAGCGAUCCUCAUCCUGCUGUUGCUGCCAUGUCUCAGAAGGUCACCAAUCAUAUUCGUAAUCAGGUCAAGGAAUCAUCAGCCCCUAAAGAAGUAAUUGAAACAAAAAUAUCUUCAUCGUUAUCUCUUCCACCGUCUCCAUCAAAUCGCACUACAUAUUUAAGCAACAGCAAAGGAGAAUCACCGCCUACGGUAAAUUCUGGAUCUGAUUUAUUACGUUCGUCGAGAAUACCAUCGCAUAGUAAUCGUUCAAGAAAACCGAUUCCUAAUACUAUAUCAGAAGAAGCUGACGAAGUAGCUGGAAUCAAAACUCCAUUGAUAACUUCGCAAUUUGUCGAGUGGAGUUGCGCUCAAUUUGCUCAGCCUUCGGUUAGCUUAGAAAGCGAAAUAGAAUCACUGAGUGAUUUGGAAAGUAGAAUUCAUUAUGAAAGAGAAUGGCGAUAUCUAAGGAAUAAAAAGCAAAGACGCGAAGCAAGAGAAGAACAAUUGCGAGCGGUACAAAGUAAAGUAGAAUCGCAAGUGUUCCAUGCAAGGUGUCCACAUUCUCCGGAAGUUUUAAUGUUUCACCCUUUCGAACCUCAUUUGGUUGUGGCGUUGAAAGAUUUCUUUGGAGUAUGGGAUUGUCAAACUGGUGCGAAGUUGACUUACUGUGCGAGUCGUGGAAAUAAAAUGUCGCGUAUUACGGCUUUAGAAUUUAUCAACGCUCACGAUGUAAGUUUAUUAAUGACCGGAUCUGAUGAUGGUUCGGUCAGAGUGUGGAAGAAUUAUAGCAGUAUGUUAAAUCGUGACCCGGUCUUACUUACCGCUUGGCAAGCGCUAGCUGAUAUACAGCCUACGACAAAAACCUCAACUGCUGGGUUAGUCACAAAAUGGGAACAAAGGUCCCUUACAUUAGCAGUGACAGGUGAUGUUCGGUUUGUUAGACUAUGGGACGCGGAGACUGAAUUGAAAAAGCAAGAUAUACCGACCGGUGCUGAUUGUUGCGCUACGUGUAUUGAUGUUGAUGGCGCAGGUGUAAUGAUGGCACUAGGUUGCGGAGACGGUUCUGUUCGCUUAUUUGACAGAAGGUUACCUCCGUUAGAAUCAAGAGUUAUGAUUUGGAGAGAACAUACCGCAUGGGUAUUAAGUACAUCCCUGAGAAAAUUUGAUAGAUCUGCACCACAAUUGUUUACCGGUUCGUCCUCAGGGGACAUUAGGAUAUUUGAUCUUAGAAAAAAUUCGUCUGUAAGCACUGUACAAAUAACACAAGGUAUUACAGCACUGGCAGCGCAUGAAAUGGCUGAUAUCUUUGCUUGCGGGUCAACAAAUCAUUGUAUAAGUAUUUACAAUACUAUGGGUCAUCAUUUAAACACGAUCAAAUUUCACGAAGGAUUCAUGGCUACCCGUAUUAGCCCUGUAAGUUGUUUAAGUUUUCAUCCCUAUCGAGUGAUUCUAGCAGCUGGAUGUGUUGACAGUACUAUUACAGCAUACGCGUCUGAACCACGUAGAUGACUAAUAGAAUUGGAAUUGCAGUAAACUUAUUUGCGUAAAUAUUUGUAGAUUCGUAGUACUUGAUCUUAGGAUUAGCAGUCAGUAAAAAGAAAAGCUCUAAGAUUGAAAUAUUUGAGUUCAUUUUAAAAAUCAUGAUAUGAAUUCUUAUAUUAUUAAUUAUUUAUGCCUUUCUACUGCGUUCUCAUUCCUUGUAUAAACGGUAUUCGUUGAUACAGAAAAACUAAUCGUAGAUUUGUAAUUGACUCGUGGGAUGAAUUAAUCACAGUCUUUAUGUAUAGACGACCAAAGAAAAGCUCGAUGCAAUUUUAGAAGAAAAAAAAACGCAGUUGAAAAUUAAUGUUCUUAUAAAUAAUGGUGCAUAAAAUAUGCAAAUGUGAUGCAACGAAUAGGAUAUGGGUGCAUGUAUAAAUCUGUUGAAUAUUUAACAAAGCUUGUACAUAGACACAUGAGCAAGGAAAUAACUUUAAUUAUUGUGCCAUGUAAAAUUAUAUUAAGUAUACAUCUAUUAUAUAUUACUUCAAUUGUAGUGAUCGAAUAUAUAAUUCCUUCUUUUUUUAACACAGUAAUCAGUAAUUUCUUUCAUUAAUUAUUUUUAUCUCCUAACAGUCUUUAGGAAGGAAACUUUAAAAAAUAUAUUUAUAAUUUUAAUUUAUGACAGUGCAAUAAUUCAUAUCUAAUUCAUCAGUUAGAUUAUAAAUAAUAAAUAAAUGAUUCUUAAGGUGGUAAAUAAGCUAAGUAUAUUAAUUCUGUAAACAAUCUACUGUACGUUUAUUUUUAUUUAUAAUUUUCUCAUUGAAUCUUUGGUUACUAUCAUAGGAAUGCUAUUUUUUAGGAAUAUUUGCUAUUUAGCAUUGUAUAGUUACGAUAUCCUACAUGGUAUUAAUAUUAUACUUUAGUGACAAUACUUUGUAAGAUUCUGUUCGUAAAUCAUGAAAAAUAUCGAAACUUAAGGUUACAUAAUUUAUGUGAAUGAUAAAAUAAUCAUACACCAUCUGAAAAAUAUUUUGCAAAUAAUUGUACGAUGAUGAGUGUAUUUGGUUACUUUAAUUAUUAAUUAUCAUUAAUCUAGUUAUUUUUUGCUACUUUAAUUACAAGUUAAUCGUCAAUGUACUAAAAGUACAAAUUAAUUCGGUGCCUUUUGCUCAAUUCAAAUUUAAACGUACUUCCACACGGGAAUUUUAAUUUGAAUGAAGCAAGACCAUCGAUAACAAUGACAUAUAUUUUAAUAAUUAAAAUUACUAUCAUUUUUGUACAAAUAAAUGUUUAAUUUAUCUUUUAAAGCACCAAAUUAAUUUAUAUACCUAAUACACAAAAAUGAAGCAAUCACGUUUCAUAUACUUCGUAUAUCAUGUAUCAUGUAUCGUAUCAUAUAUUAAUAACAAAGAAAAAUUAAAUUAUAUAAAUAAAUUAUAAACAAGGAAGAAAAUAGGUAUCUAAACGAUGCUAAUGUAAAUACAAUUAUAUAUAGAAUAUUAAAUACAUGCUAGAAGAAUCACCGUAAA